Molecule: messenger RNA, 1079 nt
Organism: Triticum aestivum (bread wheat)
Lineage: Eukaryota; Viridiplantae; Streptophyta; Magnoliopsida; Poales; Poaceae
Product: probable esterase PIR7A
Exons: 3
Coding region: 127-921 (264 amino acids)
Biological process (GO): salicylic acid metabolic process; jasmonic acid metabolic process
Molecular function (GO): methyl salicylate esterase activity; methyl jasmonate esterase activity; methyl indole-3-acetate esterase activity
Source: RefSeq, a predicted model, not a curated record
UGAGACAGCCGCCACAUGGAUUGUUAAGCGAAAAACAGGUACCCGAACCGAAAGAUCGAGCACGUAGAGGAGCUCAAAUUAUUCCUCUGAUUUUCACACGCUGACUUGGAUCGAGUGAGCUCGGGGAUGGAAGGCGACAAGCACCACUUCGUCCUGAUCCACGGCGUCUGUCACGGCGCGUGGUCCUGGUACAGGGUGGCCACCGCCCUGGAGGCCGCCGGCCACCGCGUCACCGCGCUGGACAUGGCCGGGUGCGGCGCCAGCCCCGGGCGCGGCGAGGAGGUGGCGUCCUUCGAGGAGUACAGCCGGCCGCUGCUGGACGCAGUGGCGGCGCUGGCGGAGGGCGAGAAGGCGGUCCUCGUCGCCCACAGCUUUGGCGGGCAGAGCCUCGCGCUGGCCAUGGAGAGGUACCCGGAAAAAGUAUCCGUGGCCGUGUUCGUCACGGCCACCAUGCCCGCCGCAGGGAAGCCCAUGACGUACGCGUUCAAACAGCUAUUGCAAGGGAAAGGGCCAGAUUUCUUCAUGGAUUCCACGCUCGGAAGCACCGGUGAUCCCCGGAAUCCGGAUAAGACGUUUCUGUUCGGACCAAAGUACAUGGCGCGGAGAGUGUAUCAGCUGAGCCCUCCUGAGGAUCUGACCCUGGGAAUUGCGAUGGUGAGGCCGUCACGGCGGUUCCUAAAUGACGACACCAUGAACGGGGACGUCCUGACGUCGGCGAGGUACGGAGCGGUGAGGCGUGUGUACGUCGUGGCCGAGGACGACGAGUGGAAGCCGCCGGGGAUGCAGCGGCUCAUGGCCUCGUGGAACCCCGGCACUGAAGUCAUGGGAUUGCAGGGAGCUGAUCACAUGCCCAUGUUCUCAAAGUCGAGGGAGCUCUCAGAAUUACUCAUGGUGAUUGCCAACAAGUACCCAAGAAGCUGAGUUGGUUAGAUGGCUUUACUGGAAGCGACAAUCACGGGUCUAAGGCCUGGGCUAGGUUGUUGGUUGUUCUCACACAGGUCACGAUGCCGCAGUGUAAGGUUUUCUCUAUGCAAAAUGUUGGGGAGCUGUCUUACCUCGUAGGUCAAUUUGUUUCUUCA